Molecule: messenger RNA, 1055 nt
Organism: Gigantopelta aegis
Lineage: Eukaryota; Metazoa; Mollusca; Gastropoda; Neomphalida; Peltospiridae
Product: fucolectin-like
Exons: 4
Coding region: 158-823 (221 amino acids)
Source: RefSeq, a predicted model, not a curated record
GGAAUUUCAAAAUGUAGCGCUAAACUUGUAUUGCAUUUGUCAAACUGGGUAAUAAGUUUUUUUCUUAUCAAACUUGGCAUCAGUUGUAAGUGAACCCAAUCUAGCCCUGUACAAGCCGGGUGCCCAGAGUUCUAGGUACACUGGGAACCUCACGGAUAUGGAGAAGGCACUUGACGGUCUGUACGGGAACAACUGGGACACGAACGACUGUAUGUCAGCCGGUUACGCCGACACGAACUCCUGGGCUCAGGUCGACCUUGACCUCUUCUACUCCAUACACACCGUCAAGAUUCUAAACAGGGGCGACAGGUUUGGCGAGAGACUGGCAAACUUUACAGUCGACAUUUUUGACGAAGACCCUAGUGAAUUUCCUGCAACAAACAGAAAGUUGUGUGCUCAUUAUCCAGGAACUGUGGGUACUGGCCAAUGGGUGGAGCUAACAUGUGACAGUCACGUGGUUGGAAGAUACGUCAGAGUUAGCAAAACACAGAGGUACGACAGUGAUCUGCUUUGUCUCUGCGAGUUAGAGGUGUACGGCGACAGAGUCAAGGGAAGAGGUAUUCAAUUCAUGCGGUUACCCAGCUCUAGGCUAUCAAAUGCAAUCUUAUCAGAACAGCCAGCAGAAACGGUAUUGAACUGUCUCACUCUGUGCUACGCUGAAUCACUUUGCUAUGGCGUCAACUUUAAACAGCCGACUGGUAACAGCACCUCCAUUUGUCAACUGGUUUACAACAGUCUGACCAAUCAGAUUACACAAGAAGAAACGAGUUGGAACGCACAUGUUGUCGAUUCUGCAGGAUCGCGAAAUCUACCGACCUGUUAAAAGUAAAACAAAUUUGGAAAAUGAUGUUGCUGCAGCUAAUGAUGAUGAUGGUGUUGAUGAUGACGAUAACGAUGAUGGAAACUAAAGGGCGAUAUUAAAUGAUGAUGAGUGCUGAAAAUUAGUAUUUGUAAGCUUCAAGUCAAGGACUGAUUGAUGGACUGUCAUGAUGAUGAUGAUGAUGAUGAUGAUGAUAAUGACAAUUACAGGAUAAAAACAGAAACAAUAGAAUUAU